AUGUCAUGGUUGGACGCCUUGGUCUCCCUCCACCACCGGCUGCUGCCGGACCUCCGCCGCACGCCCGGCCUCAUCCGGGACGUCUCGGCCGCCGACGGGUGGCGCUGCGGUGUGCGGCUGCUGGAGGCCUUGCAGCGUCAGCGGCAGAGGAGGGAUGUGGUGAUGGCGGGCGCCUGGAGCGCGGCGCUACAGCAGAUGCAGCAGGCGCAAGAGGCUGCACUCCAAGGCGACCUGGUAAGCUGCAAUGUCCUCAUCAGCGCGCAUGGCUCGCGGGUGGAUGAGAAGCUCUCCUCAGCCUGGCGCGCGGCCACCCAACAGCUUUGGGCCGUGAAGGCCGCCGACGUGUGGUCCUACAACGCGGCGGCCAGCGCGUCGAGCAAGGCACAGCAGUGGCAGAGGGCUUGGAGGCUCCUGGGUUUUGGUCGGAGCUCUGCCCUUCAGCCGGAUGUCAUCAGCUACAGCUCCUCGCUGAGCUCGGCGACGCCCUGGCGCCUGGCCUUGGACCUGCUCCCACCGCUGCGGCGCGCCGCGGUGCGCGGAGACGGUGCAUGGCAGAACCAGGUGAUGGUCGCCGUGGGCGAGUCCGGCGCGUGGCGCUCGGCCGUGCAGCUGUGGGAGGCCUCCGGUGCUGGGAACCUUCAAACCUUCACCUCGCUCCUGGCAGCUUUGCCGCCCUCCACCUGGCCAGCGGCCCUCGCCGCGCACAGCGCCGCGCACGGCAGCUGGGCCCUCGCCGGUGGCGGAGGGGAAAGGGCCGUGAGCUCCAAUGCGGCGGUCGGCGUGUGCACGCGGGCCGGCCAGUGGCUGGCGGCGCUCACAGCUGCUGCUGCGCUCCAGGCCGGUGCGCUUGCAACGCAGAUGGCCGCUGAGAGUGAGAUUGUGCGCGCUCAGACUGUUCUUGGUGCCUGUGGCACCCGUUGGCGCUGGGCGCUCUCCUACUCCGCACGCCACGACACACCUCGCGCGUUCCCAGCGGGUGCAUGUGGGCGUGCGGGGUGCUGGGAGGUGGCUGAGGCCUUGCUUCGAGGAGACGCCUGGAACGUGGCGUUGGCCGCCUGGGCUCAGCAUGGCUUAUGGCGUCGCAGCCUGUGGCGCUGGCAGGACACCGAUGCGGUGGGGCGCCGCACCGUGCUGCUGGCCGCAGAGAAGAGCCAGGAGUGGUCCUGGGUGCUCCACCUGCUGCAUCUGCUGGGUCUGGAGGCCAACCUCGUGGCCCGCAACACGGCGCUGAGCGCCGUCGCGGCGCCGUCGGCCGCGCGCGGACGCUGGCGCCAGGCGGUGGAGGCCUUUGCAGCGUGUGGGGCCGAGGGCGUCCUCAAAGCCGAGGACAGCAUCAGCUUCAAUGCAUUGCUGCGAGCCUUUGAGAGUGGCAUGGGGGCCCUUGCCUGGCAUCAAGGGCUCCAACUGCUGAGAGCCUUCCAGGCCUCGCACUUGGAGCCACGGGUGAUCACCUUCAGUGCCAUGGUGGCGGGCUGCCAGCAGGCGAUGCAGUGGGGGUGGCGCUGGGCCCUCCGUUUGGAGGAGGAACUCAUAGGCUCAGCGCUGCAGCCCAGUGUGGUCACUGCCGAGAGAGCGUUGGCUGCAGUGGAGGCUGAUGUGGGCAUUCGCUGCAGAUGGCUUCAUUCAACCAUCAUGGAAGUGGACAUGAGCUGGCGGGCGGUCGAUGUCACUGCUGCAGCGUUUGCAGUGCCUGGAGGGGCAGAAUCUGCGGAAUUUGGAGGCACAGCGGUGCCGGUGCGAGCUGAGGGGAUGAUCGAGUGGACGGGUGCCCCCUUUGCACUCCCACAGAAGGGCCGGGACACUCAUGCUGUGCGACUGAAACUCGUGCCAUGGGUUGAGAUGUCGAAGAGCAGCUGGCAGAGGGCUCUGGCGGAGCUGGAGGCGAUCGCAAGCUCUGCCUGGCAUGGAGCCUUGUUGCUCCUGAACCACAUGCUGGAACGACGGGUGGGCAACGUGGUGAGCUGCAACAGCGGCAUGGGCGCUUGUGCGACCUGGUCGCCGGGGCUGUGCGAGCGGGUGAAGUCUUCAUACUGGCGACAAGCUUUGCUGCUUCUGAGGCAUGGUCUGGUAUUGCGCCAUUUUGAGCCCCAGCGCUUCCGCGGCGGCACGCGACGCCUGCAGCGUGACGGCGUCACCCAGAAGCAAGCUGCCCAGGCGCUGAAGCGUGGUGCGGAGGCCUCGGGCCAAGAGCACUGGCCGGAGGCGAGGGCACUGGGAAAGGGCGAGGCCUUGGGGCAGCUGUCAGAGGUGGCGACGCGCGGCCUCGAGAUGGACGUGAAGUCCUUCGGUCUGGCGUCCCCGUUGUCCUUAUGGCAGUCCGCAGGGCGCUGGCCGGAUGCUCAAAAUAUGCUCCGACAGAUGACAAGUGCAAAGGUGCAGGUGGACUGCCGUGCCUACUCAGCUGCCAUGGGAGGCGCCCCAUGGACCAAGUCCGCUGCACUUCUGCAGGACUUGCAGUGGCAAUUGGAGGCAGAUGAGUUCGUGUACAACACCGUGAUGUCUUCCUCUCCCUGGAAGAAGGCCAGACGGAUCCUGCAACUGCAGCAGCUGAGACUUCAGGCCAGCAUCAUUUCCUACAACGCUGGACUGGUUACCUCGCCCUGGCCGGAAGCCCUGGAAGCUUUGCAGCGGGCCAAGACUGAGGAGCUCCCCAUGACCAAAACCUCGUUCGGCGCGCUCCUCGCGCAGAGCCGCCACCAUGGCUACUGGCCCCGCGCUCUGUGGCUGCUGUCCUCCGCGCAGCGCCAGAGGGUCGCGCUGGAGGGCGGUGUGGCCGAAUGCAACGUGGCGGCCGCGCAGCUGGACGCGGGUGGGUGGAAGGAGGUCCUCCACUUCCUGUCGGCUUCGGCGUCGUUGGACCACCAGAGGAGGGGGCCCGGUGUGGGGUUGAAGACCAUGGCCAUGAAGGCCUUCUCGGAAGGACAUGCGUGGCCUCGAAGCUUGGAGGUCUUUGAUGAAACGAACGACCGGGAUGUGGUGAUGCUCAAUGCACUGGUCACGUGUUAUGCCCAGGUGGCUCUUUGGGAGAAGGCGCUGCAGGUGCUGGGAAGUGUGCUCUGCUGGUCGCUGCGCGCCACGGUGGUCACCUUCAACGCCGCGGUGUCGGCCUGCGCGGCGGCGCGCGAAUGGCAGAAGGCUUUGGGGCUUUGGAGCCCGAUGCUUCAGCAAGACGUCCGCCCUGACGAUGUGACCCUGAACAGCUUCCUCUUGGCCGCGCAGGGGGUUGACGCGGACGAGUGGAGCUUGGUGCUUCAACUCUUGAGCGCUUUCUCUUUGGCCACCUGUCAGUUGAAUGUGAUCUCCUACAGCACCGCCAUCACCGCCUGCCCAGCCGCCCGCUGGCCACUGGCCCUUUCGCUGGUGCACCAGGCCGCCACGCGGGGCGUGGGCGGCGGCGGCGUGGCCGGCACGGCCGUGACGACGCUGGGCCGGGCGGCGGUGUGGCGGCGAGCCGUGCAGCUGGCAGAGGGCGAGAGCUGUGAUGCGGUGAUGUUGGCAUGUGCCAGGGCGGUGGAAACCGCUGGGAGCAAAAGAGGACUUGACAAGGCCAGAGGCUACUUGGAGACGAUCCAGAAGAACCACCCAUCCGUCUCUUGGGCUGAUCUCAUUCAGCUGGCGUCUGCGACUGCCAUCGAAAUGGCAGGUGGCCCGGUGAUCAAGAUGAAGUACGGCCGCGUGUCGGUCACCGACCCCUCGCAGUGCGCGGGCCCCGCCUCGCGCGAGGGCUUCAAGGGCAACGCGGGGCUCCCCGACGCGGCGCCGCCGUUCGGGUGCGGUGCCCAGAAGCCGGAGGAGCACUUGCGCAACGUCUUCGGGAAGAAGAUGGGCUUCACGGAUCAGGAGAUUGUGGCAUUGAGCGGCGCUCACACCUUGGGGCGAGUCUUUAAGGAACGCAGCGGUGCAUGCCCUUUUGGCUACGGCGAGCAGAGCGCCUCCAAGUACACCAAGGGCAACUGCAUUGCGCGGAAGGAUGGCAAGAGCGGCGUCGGCAUGGUGGGCGGUGGCGCUUGGACCAAGAACUGGUUGACCUUCGACAACAGCUACUUCGCGAACUACAAGGAGCCCGGCGUGGUUGGACCUGGACUCCUUUGGUGUGGAGACGCCAUGGAUGAUGAUGAUCUCAUUUGGCUGCCCACGGAUGAAGUCCUGCACAAUGACCCCGAGUUCAAGAAAUACUUCUACAAGUAUGCUGGUGACCAGAACGCCUUCUUCCAAGACUAUGCCCUGGCGCACAAGAAGCUUUCUGAACUGGGAGCGAAGUUUGACCCACCAUCCGGUUUUGAGAUUUAA
Messenger RNA from Durusdinium trenchii, 4290 nucleotides. The record is from the annotation of a GenBank genome assembly. NCBI's taxonomy places the organism in Eukaryota, Dinophyceae, Suessiales, Symbiodiniaceae.